AUGGAACAAACAACGGGGGUAAGUGGUCAUGAACAUGUAAUUGAUAUUCCAAGGGAUAGCGGUCCUUCGGCCUCGGCAUCGCACAGUGUUGGUAGAGAGAACCAUGAAGGGUUUAAUCCUGUGGAUAGGCCUUCAACAAGAGCUGCAACGUCUGCCUUGCAGCCACCAGCAGCAAUAGGUCCUCCUCAUGCAGAAAAUACUUCAGGCACUAGGAGACGUGAUAACUAUGGUCGGCGACAUAGGAGCCCUUUGAACUCUGGACUAUGGAUUUCGGUUGAAGUUAUCGUUAAUGUUAGCCAAAUUGUUGCUGCCAUUGUUGUGCUAUCCCUGUCAAGGAAGGAACAUCCACAAGCUCCAUUGUUUGAGUGGGUCAUAGGUUAUACGGUCGGUUGUUUUGCCACUUUGCCACAUCUUUACUGGCGCUAUAUACACCGUAAUAUUGUGAACGGUGAGAAUGAGCCAGCACACUCACUUCAGGGCUCCUCGCAGAACAACUCGACUGAGCCCACUCCUGCAAGUGUAUCAGAACGGCGAAGGAAUGCUGCACGGAAUGCAGUUCUGGCUAACCCAAGGAUUAAUGCACUUUUUGACCACUUCAAGAUGGCCUUGGAUUGUUUCUUUGCCGUGUGGUUUGUUGUAGGAAAUGUGUGGAUAUUCGGUGGGCGUUCUUCGGCUAUUGAUGCUCCAAACUUGUACAGUUAUGCAUCGUGUUCCUCACCUUCAGCUGUAUUGGGUAUGCCAUGCCUUUCAUCCUCUGCGCAAUGA
Triticum turgidum subsp. durum (durum wheat) is the source of this 765-nucleotide messenger RNA. The record is from the annotation of a GenBank genome assembly. Lineage: Eukaryota; Viridiplantae; Streptophyta; Magnoliopsida; Poales; Poaceae.